AUGUCCCAGGGCGUCCCAGGUGUUCCUCCGCCAAAAAGCGUACUUGAUGCCCUUUCCCGCACAUCUUCCGACCCAACCACAUGCGGAUAUGUUCCCAAUGCGGGAGAGCUUUCUCUAAGGAAAGCUAUUGCGGACGAGAUGAAAUUUCGAUAUGGUGACGAUGCGGAUAUAAUGCCUGAAGAUAUAGCUCUCACAGCUGGCUGCAAUCUUGCCUUUUUCUCUGUGGCGACGACUCUCGCGGACGCCGGGGACGAGAUGAUCAUUCCCAUUCCGUGGUACUUUAAUCACGAGAUGACGCUGACAACGCUGAACAUCAAGCCGGUCAUACUUCCGACACGUCCCGAGGACGCGUUCAUGCCCUCUCCGGAACGUUGCGAAAGGCUGAUCACGCCGAAAACGAAGGCAAUUGUGCUCGUGACGCCCAAUAAUCCCACUGGUGCUGUGUAUCCGCCUUCGCUCAUAUCUGCAUUCGCAGAUCUGGCUCGAAAGUACAAAAUCGCGCUCGUCAUCGAUGAGACCUACCGAGACUUUAUUACUUCUGGCCCACCACACCAUCUCUUCUCGUCAUCAGCUCCUGUUAGGCAUCGUCUUGGUCUCGUCUGCGCGUCGCCCUCCUUCAUCUCACACCUGAAUACCGCCCUUGACUCGAUCCAGAUAUGCGCCCCACGCCCUCCCCAGCGUGCCCUUGCCCCAUUGCUUCCCUCACUUCGCACGUUUAUCCGCGAGACCGCCGAUGCCGUUGCGCAUCGACAUACACUCUUCCGCGAGGUGCUACCGAAGCGGUGGUGUAUCGCCUCGCAGGGUGGGUAUUACGCGUUCGUACGACAUCCGUUUGUUGGCAUCUCCGCGAGCAAAGUCUGCCAACGGCUGGCGGAGGAGUUAGGUGUCGUGUGCCUCCCCGCAGAAUUCUUUGGACCCAAGCAUAACGAGAGCGUGCAGCAAGAGCCGGAGAGAUGGGUGCGGUUCUCAGUUGCGAACGUGAACGACGAGAAGGUCAAGCUGGUAUGCAAGAGGCUAGCGGAGAGUGAGACGGCUUUUGGGUGGAGCAUUGACCCGAAAGCAUGA
Molecule: messenger RNA, 1065 nt
Organism: Fibroporia radiculosa
Lineage: Eukaryota; Fungi; Basidiomycota; Agaricomycetes; Polyporales; Fibroporiaceae
Exons: 4
Coding region: 1-1065 (354 amino acids)
Biological process (GO): biosynthetic process
Molecular function (GO): pyridoxal phosphate binding
Source: RefSeq, a predicted model, not a curated record